AUGCAGGCGUGGUUAGUUGUGGCGUGUGCCGCAGCGUUAGCGGCUUUGGCUGCAGCCCAGAAACCCGGCCGUUUCCUUUCACUGCCAAACCCUCAAAAGUGUGCCAAUAGGCCGAAAGAGUUCAACUACCGCGGCCACAAUUACUUCUACAGUGGUCAUGUGCCCGAGCUCGCAAACAGGAAAGUCGACUGGCUGGACGGCAGGAACAUAUGCCGCGAAUAUUGUAUGGAUCUCGUCUCCAUGGAAACCCAGGAGGAAAAUAAUCUAAUCUUCAAACUCAUCCAACAAAAUGAUGUUCCUUACAUCUGGACGUCUGGCCGCCUGUGCGACUUCAAGGGUUGUGAAUCUCGUCGUGACCUGGAACCUAAGAACGUCUUAGGUUGGUUCUGGUCCGCCAACAGGGAGAGGAUUUCAUCCACCAACCAGAUUGCAAACGGCUGGGGCUACAACCCGUGGUCGCAGACUGGUCACAAGAAGCAACGUCAACCUGACAACGCCGAGUACGAUAUCAACGGAACCACAGAGUCUUGCUUAAGUAUUCUCAACAACGUAUACAAUGACGGUAUCGCCUGGCACGACGUCGCGUGCUACCACGAGAAACCUGUCGUCUGCGAAGAUUCUGAAGAACUACUCAACUAUGUAGCCAGCACAAACAAGGGCCUCCGCCUGUAA
Molecule: messenger RNA, 672 nt
Organism: Pieris macdunnoughi
Lineage: Eukaryota; Metazoa; Arthropoda; Insecta; Lepidoptera; Pieridae
Source: the annotation of a GenBank genome assembly